CCCAAUUCCCAUCUCCUGCCGCUGUUACAAAAAGCCUCGCAGCACACACCUGCUUUCCGAGUGUAAAUUUUCACAGCCCUCGACGAGUCAUCUCCGACCCGAAAUCAUGUCUCUCGCAGACCUGGAUGGGGAGUAUCUGGCUUCCUUGAAGCAAGCGAUGACCAACUUACUUUCUACACCCCUUGCCGAAUUUGCCUAUGCCCAAAUUAUUGACGGCAUGCCAACCCGUGACUCCUACUUCGGACCACGCCAUUGCCAUAAAGGAGCUCCCGUACUCAAUCAUCUGGAGCUGUGCCCUGGCAUUAUGGAAAAGACUAGGGCUUUCCGCUCCCAGUUUGACGUCUUGUCCCUCAACUUUGAACCCAAGACCAUACAAGCCUAUCAAGACACAACUCUGGGCUCUGCUGCUUUCAAACUUCGGCUCCUAGAGCUAAUUGUAAUUGCCUGUCACAAUAUCGCUGUUUACCUUUACCAACUAGACGAAGGAGCCCAUAAGCACGCGGAAUGGGAGAAAUGGCACACGGAAAUGCGUGACGCGCUUGCAAAAGAAGAUUCCGAGGAGUCUCGGGACCUUCGGGCUGAGUACGGACCGCCCACGCCAUUCUUUAGGUCUUAUCGUGCCUAUAAAAAGUACCCCAACGGCCUGGAAGACGUCGCUGGGUACUGGGUAGAGUACGAGAUCUUCGGAGGUGUUGUCCUUUUUGACCGCGGAGAGAGCGAGGACGAGUGCAAUGGCAUAUACAUACACAUUCCAGAAAUCAUUGAUACCCUCGCACCACCGACCGAAAAGCAGUUCACCGACCUCGUGGCUUUCCUCUUGUCACCAACCGCAGACACGGACCCUAGCCACUGCCCUCUUCCGAUACGCAUCGGCUUCCAAAAUAAAUGGCGUUGGCAUCACUAUGAGGGCAUGGUAGAUUACAAUAUCUUCAAGUUUCGCCAUGAGGUGCCCAAUUACCCACGCCGUCGUCGUCGUGAGUGUGUCGUCUGCAUCAAGGACUGGCCCGAGCUUGAUGAAUAUCAAACCAUAUGGUCACACAGGGGCGUCUGUGACGAGGAUUUGAUAGCGGCCUGUGAGGAAAGGUUGAAGCGAAUAGCUACCCCGACAUCUGCGUGCUAUCACUGGGACGACGAGGAACAGUCAAGGCUACAACCAGACCCGAAGAAACAAGGGAGACCACCAUACUUCUUCGACCCGUAG
This is a messenger RNA of Diaporthe batatas, 1201 nucleotides long. RefSeq lists its product as uncharacterized. Lineage: Eukaryota; Fungi; Ascomycota; Sordariomycetes; Diaporthales; Diaporthaceae. Bases 107 to 1201 code for a protein of 364 amino acids. The transcript is spliced from 3 exons. The record is from RefSeq and is a predicted model, not a curated record.